Molecule: messenger RNA, 1927 nt
Organism: Tachysurus vachellii
Lineage: Eukaryota; Metazoa; Chordata; Actinopteri; Siluriformes; Bagridae
Exons: 6
Coding region: 312-926 (204 amino acids)
Biological process (GO): extrinsic apoptotic signaling pathway in absence of ligand; positive regulation of apoptotic process; release of cytochrome c from mitochondria
Cellular component (GO): mitochondrial outer membrane
Molecular function (GO): protein homodimerization activity; channel activity; protein heterodimerization activity
Source: RefSeq, a predicted model, not a curated record
UUCGCCAGGCCUGUUUCCGCGCCACUUCCUCGUUUUUCAUCUUUCACUCGAAGUUGUUCUUAUGUCUGUGGAGUUUCAUGGCGUUUUCCGUGAAGCUGCUGCUUAACCUCCGUCCUUUCUAAUGGUGUGGGGGAAAUACCGACAAGGACGCAGGCAUUUUUUAUUCUUUGUUUCAGCACUAAAAAUCAGAAGAAGCCACCGAGCAAAUCAUUUCUACUGGGCGGUUAGAGUUAGUUAGCGACUUAGCUAGCCGACUAGCAUAACAGGUGACUUUCUUAGUGUUUAAAAGUUGUUGCUGUUGAAACAAAACAAUGGCAGAGUCACAUGACAACAACAGGACGGACGACAGCGAACUAAAAGGUGCAACAGGUGGUGAAGAUGUCAUUGACGAUAGAAUCAUAGAAGAUGGUGCUUUAGUACUGAGAGGAUAUGUAAUAGAAAGGCUCAGCACCGAGGACCCGGCCAUGCACCUCAGCCCCGUGGACCUCGGUGGAACAGCUAGCGAAGGAGACGAUCCUCAUAUCAAAGUAGUUGUUGAACAGCUUCUCAAGAUCGCAGAUGAGCUGAACCGGAACGCAGAGCUUCAGCACCUCAUCAACACUGUGCAGGCCAACUGUGCUCAGGAGGUGUUCAUGACCGUGGCAAAGAGCAUCUUUUCAGAUGGCAUUAACUGGGGGCGAAUAGUAGCACUCUUUCAUCUGGCCUAUCAGCUCAUUUACAAGGCGCUGACUCAAAACCACUUUGAAAUCAUCAAGAACAUCAUUAGCUGGGUAUUGCAGUUUAUCAGGGAACACAUUUCCGCCUGGAUCAGACAGCAAGGAGGAUGGGGUGGUGUUAUGCGCAGCGUGUCAAGAUGGCGCAACAUUUCUAUCAUUGCAGCAGUGGCCUUCAUAGCGGCUGCCGUUUACUGGAGAAGAACUCGCUGACCUCCUCGCUCUGAAAGCCCAACAUCAUUAAAAAGACCCAGAUUCACUAAUUUGCACGUGGGAAAUUAUAAGGCGCAAUAACCGUUGAUGACUAACACACACGUCAACCAAAUGAUCAUAUGAUUCAAAUGACUGGCACAUAUUACAUCUGUUAGUAAAAUGCAGUGAUGAAUGAGUGCUCCAUUUCUGUAGACACUGUAGCCCUUCGAGAUUGUUCUCAAUGUUGUGAGUUUAUUAUACUGUAAUGCAACAAGGCACAACUAUUUAUUAACAACACUGUGUCCUUUUUUAUCUUUUGACAAUCCACUACAUUUGUAGCAGUCCAUUUGUCCUCCACUUUUAGCAUUUUAAUAGGUGCCAAUAUUUUCCUGCCCUACCUCCAACUUGUGAAUCAUCAGACAGCAGGUUAUCAAAUUAUUUUAAAUGGAUUUUUAUAAUAGACCGUGAAGUGCUUCCUGGUUUAAUAUUUUAAACUUUCGGAUCAGAAUUUUUUUAAUUAUUUUUUUUUAAAUAAACUCUUUUCCUGUCUAGUCAAGUCUACAUUGCAGGAAUGUUAUAAAUGUGUUUACAAUUCUCACUAAGCAAGGCUGCAAAUGCUAUAGGAAAAUGUCCUUCUCCAGCUCAGACCAUUAGAUGCAUCGGUUCUGCUUAUGUGACAAACAACAAAAAAGACCAUAAGCAAUAAAUGAAUGACUGCUUUUUACCGUAGAAAAAAGGCUAAUAUUUUGGAUUAUUGGAUUACUAGACUUUUUAAAAACAUGGCUGUAGCUAUCAGCCGAAGCUACUUGUAUGCAUGCUUUCUUGACAACUUUUGACUAAAGAGUGAAAUAUUUGAAUAAGUAAACAGUGAGAAAAUUUGUAUAUUACAUAAUAAUAAGGUGUCGAUCAACAAUGACAAAUAUACAGGGAAUAUUUUUGUGUACAAAAGUCUUUUUCUGUCAUGAGUUCAGGGAAAUUGUUGUAACUCUGUGUUUACAUCAAAAUAAAUGUGAUCAACAGUC